UGAAAACAACAACUCUUAUUCUUGUACGAUACGAAUUCAGUGGAAGCCUCCAGCAAGCAACUCAGCAACCACGCAUCUCUCUUUGUAGCCACAUUACUUCCUUAUAUUUAUUCCCCCCGCUAUCAAUGACCACAAAUGCUUGGGUUGAGUCUCAUGAACCACUAAACUCACUUCUCCUGUACCUUUUUUCAUAGUACUAUAUAUUGAGACUUUCUGGUGCAAAAUGGUUUCUCUUGAUGUUUGCAGAAGUUGCUCCCAUGUCUGCAUUCCCUCAUCUUAGAUCCCUACACCAUGUUAACCAAUGCCAUUAUCUUUCCCCUCCCUCGCAUAUCUACCGCUCUAUUACUACCACUACCACCAAAUCCAGGCGGCGCCACCCUGAGCCAUUAGUCGUUGAUCUACCAUGGGUUUUGAACACAAGCACCCCAGCCACAACUACCAUUGCACUUGAUGACCCAAGCUUGCAAUCAACUGAUCCACCACCAGUACUGAAACGGAGCACCCCAGUCACAACCACUUCUAUGCUCAAUGAUCCAAGCUUGAAAUCAAAAUGGUCUCACCGUGCAUGGGUGGCAAGUGGAUGCACGACUGUGCUAGUUUCUCUAGCCAAGUCGGUAACUGGUGCAGCUGAUUCGGGCACAUGGCUACAGCCCAUUUUAGCAGGUGUUGUCGGCUACGUGCUGGCAGACCUUGGCUCUGGAGUCUACCACUGGGGCAUUGAUAACUAUGGCAAUGAAAACACCCCGGUUUUUGGUAGUCAAAUUGAAGCAUUUCAAGGCCAUCACAAAUGGCCGUGGAUCAUCACAAGGCGCCAAUUUGCUAACAACUUGCAUGCUCUAGCUCGAGCUGUUAGUUUCACAGUUCUCCCAAUAGACCUUAUCUUCAAUGAUCCUGUGCUGCAUGGUUUUGUUAGUGUCUGCUCAGGCUGCAUCAUGUUUAGCCAGCAGUUCCAUGCCUGGGCUCACAGUACAAAGAGCAAGCUUCACCCAUUGGUGGUGGCACUGCAAGAUGCUGGAGUGCUGGUAUCUAGAUCAAUGCACGGAGCUCAUCACCGUCCUCCAUAUGACAGCAAUUACUGCAUCGUAAGUGGCGUUUGGAACGAGCUUUUGGAUACAUACAAGGUUUUUGAAGCCCUUGAAAUGAUCUUGUUCUUCAAGCUAGGAGUAAGACCACGGUCCUGGAGUGAACCUAGUUCCAACUGGACAGAAGAGACAGAUACCUCAUCUCUAAUUGCAGAGUUAUAAUUCAAUUUUUAUUAUUGCUUAUUCUUUUCUGCAUGCUUUGGAUGAAAGCAGCAUUCUCACAGCAAAAUGGCUGCUGUUGAUGGAUCCUUCUCCACUGUAAAGUAAAUUAUUGAUUAACCAGAAAAAAUUAAUCAA
Coffea eugenioides is the source of this 1379-nucleotide messenger RNA. Its product is annotated as fatty acid desaturase 4, chloroplastic-like. The transcript has a single exon. Lineage: Eukaryota; Viridiplantae; Streptophyta; Magnoliopsida; Gentianales; Rubiaceae. The coding region runs from base 237 to 1244 and encodes 335 amino acids. The record is from RefSeq and is a predicted model, not a curated record.